AUGGAGGCUACCGAAGCAUCCGCCCACGCUCUCCUCCAGCAACCGUGGCUUCCUGUCAUCAUCGAUGGCACCCACCUCCUGGCCAAGAGCUCCUUUGGGGAGACGAUGUACCACAUCCUUCUCACUGACCUUCAUAGCGUGUGGGAAGAGACGAUGCACUCAGCUGCUAUCCAGAGCCGCGCUCAGGAGCUGAACAAGCGUUUGGAAGCCCCUGUCAAAGCGUUCUUCUCGCACUUGUGCGAGGUGGUUCGACCCAGUUUGUCGGGCAGCAGUCAGCCACCCGAAGGCGAAGCUGGCAUCUCUGUGAUGCAACUGAAUGAAGGCAGCUUAAACCUGAGGCUGAAGAGCAAGCUCGCAGGUCUGCCGUUCUAUUGGGAGUUUCGCUGCACUCCUGCUCCCAUCAGCGUGGUUUGUCUUCAUCUGGUGCAGCCCUUGUUAUCUAUGAGCCACGUGCUGCACCAGAAGGUGGAGCAACUGGAAGAUUUGCUGCUCAGGAAGGAUGCUGAGAUCCAGGACUACAAAGAGAAUGGAGGCACACUCAGCAGAGCACGCUUGCAGACGGACAUUUUUGAGCGGCACACCUUCAAAGGCGACUUCCUGGCAAAGACUCUUCCUGUGGUCUGUUCUGAGCGUCACGGUGUCCGAGACUUCGGAGGCGACCUUCAGGAGCUUUACACUGCGGUGGCUGGGCAAGGAAAUUCGCGCAAGCGCAAACUGUCUGAGCCGGACGCUUUAGUUGCCAAAGGUCCUGACCACACCAUUUCCUCAGGCGCCGAGGAAAAUGAAGCUGUCAGCGAGCAGAAUCACACCAGUCCAGUGGAGGAAGCAGGAGAUCACAUAAUCCACACAUCUUCAGCAAAGCAGCAGUUGGUCACCUGCGGCCGUGCUGAACGAGUGGCGUCCAAAGCAAAGAAGAAGAAAGCUGUGGGAUUGUUUAGAUGA
Nerophis lumbriciformis (worm pipefish) is the source of this 942-nucleotide messenger RNA. Lineage: Eukaryota; Metazoa; Chordata; Actinopteri; Syngnathiformes; Syngnathidae. The record is from RefSeq and is a predicted model, not a curated record.